GAUUGAUCGAUUGAGGGGAGGCGCGACGGGCACGUAAAACGUAAAACAUGCGCAUUAAAUGCCGGAUAUAAAUUUAACUACGCGUUAAUGGAAAUAGCAAACAAUUACAACUACCUAAUCUAGUAUGUGUAUACAUCUACUCAUCCGCCAACUCCUCUACAACACCUACACUAACUUCGGUGGCGUAAGCACCAAAGGCCAACUUAGGGAAUGCCGAGAAGAGGAAAAAGAAGAGAAACCCGUGAGAGCCGGAGCAAUGGUGGUCAAUAUUCUCAGUCUGUCGGAUGAAAUUCUACUCGAGAUAAUUUCCUACCUACGACCAAUACCACCGCCAUUAAACGCUUCUAUAAAAACAGGCCUCCCAUUCUUUCUCUGGACUCGGAUAAUAGAGCAAGCUGACUGGAUCGCGUCCGAACGAUCUUUUACGCUCAAUGCCUUAGCAUCGACUUGCCGUCGGUUUUACAAUGUCACACUCGGAACCCUAUAUCGCCAUAUUCCUCUUUUUAGCCUCUCUACAUCCACUGAUUUAUUCUUAAAGUCCUUACAACAAUACAAUCAUUUGUCGACUUACAUAAGGUCUGUCAGUAUUUACGCGGCGGAAGACCCACACGUUUCAAGGGGGAUGUUGGAUGUGUUUUGGCUACCUAACAUCCACACGAUAUGCCUUCAUGGUUGGGAUCGCGACGACUUUUAUAAUCGGCAUUAUGAUUAUAAGGAUCGCUUAGGCACAUCCACGGUGCAGGUUCUGAGGCUUGUGGCAUGCACGCCCGACGAUGACGGUUUAAGCUAUGUCCUGAGAUAUCCGAAAGCUUUGAAGGAAUUUUGGUAUGAUUCGAGUACGUUCGGAAGUGUAAGCCAAGCAGUUACGAACCAAGCCGAUUCUCUGGAAAAGAUUGUUUAUACCACGAUUGAGUGCUCACCAGUCCAAAUCUGGGACGGCCUAAUCAAUUUCCCCGAGUGCACCAAGUUGAAAAGUUUAUCCAUCAGCCACAUAUUACUAUAUACCCAACUCGCGUAUAGUCCAAUAUCAGUAUGGGAGAAUUUCCCUAUGAGUUUAGAGGAGCUGGAGGUGCAUUACGAUGGCCCGGAAUUGAACGAUUUCGUGGUUCCCGGGGCUAGGGAAUCCCGGUGGUUAUUCGAACUGCUAGGGAUGAUAGCAAGGGAGAAGAAUGAAAAUCCUAAAGGAGAACUCGCACCCAAGCUAGAAAGAAUUAGGCUGGCGACAACGACACAGAGUCCGUUUGCACCUUAUAUCGAAGGAACUACGAGGGAAACUAUUCCCAAUUUUGACGAGAAAAGAGGUGUUGGUCAUCCAGAUUAUCAAUGGCGACCACCAGCUAAGCUGAUGCGAGAUUUCAUAAAAGCUGGCGUCAGCUUUAGCAUAUACAUAGAUCCAGAGGCGCGAUAUCGAUACAUCGUGGAAGGCGGUAAAGGGUUCAAGGAUGUGUGGGAGGACAAAUGGAGACCGAGUGCCGACCGUUUUCCAGAUUUAAGCCAAUUAGUAUGAAGGAACAAAUGAAUAAAUAAAUUAAUGAGUAAACCAAUUCAUCUCUCAACUUACAAACAUAAAAAAUAUCAUAAAAGGGAAAAUAUGUCUGUCGCUUUUGACAAUAUCAUUAACUUCCGUGAUGUCGGCAAAACCGUGAAUGAUUAUCUCGGCCGAAGGUAGGUAAAUUCCUGCUAUAACAUAUCGCAAUGUUUUACGAUCAUCGCUGAAUGAAGCUUCAACAUUGGCAUAGACUACUUCAAGAAAGCGUCUUAUACCGUUCUGCGCGACCAGGUAAGUAAAAAUACUUCAAACUUCUCUUACCAGAGCUAACCCCCAUCACAG
This is a messenger RNA of Hypoxylon trugodes, 1831 nucleotides long. RefSeq lists its product as uncharacterized. Lineage: Eukaryota; Fungi; Ascomycota; Sordariomycetes; Xylariales; Hypoxylaceae. The transcript has a single exon. The record is from RefSeq and is a predicted model, not a curated record. The coding region runs from base 125 to 1507 and encodes 460 amino acids.